Messenger RNA from Pistacia vera, 1354 nucleotides. Its product is annotated as dihydroorotase, mitochondrial-like. Gene Ontology annotation, biological process: 'de novo' pyrimidine nucleobase biosynthetic process; pyrimidine nucleotide biosynthetic process. Gene Ontology annotation, cellular component: chloroplast; cytoplasm. The transcript has 9 exons. The record is from RefSeq and is a predicted model, not a curated record. Gene Ontology annotation, molecular function: dihydroorotase activity. The coding region runs from base 196 to 1338 and encodes 380 amino acids. NCBI's taxonomy places the organism in Eukaryota, Viridiplantae, Streptophyta, Magnoliopsida, Sapindales, Anacardiaceae.
GAAGUUGGCUAUUUAUGAGAAAAUGAAAACCCCAUUCAAAUGAGGUAGAAUUUACCUUGGCAUCAGAACAGUAGAAAACACCAAAGAGAAAUCACAAAUUUGUAAGUGGAGAUCCCCUGUCCUUGGCUGUAAAAUUUAUGUUCACCGUUAAAGUUUAGAGCUGAGAGAUAUUUCAAGCUUGACGGAGGAUUUAGAAUGAUAAAGACUCUAGUCCCGCCUUGCGAAGCAUUGAAGUUACCCGUUGCAAAGGUUGCUGGGACUAAGGACUCUAAGAAGUUAAAGUGCAAAGGGUUGAGAAUGGAGCUCAAAAUAACUCAACCUGAUGAUUGGCAUCUUCACCUUCGAGAUGGUGAUCUUCUUAAAGCUGUUGUUCCACACAGCGCAAGUCAUUUUGGAAGGGCACUCGUGAUGCCGAAUUUGAAACCUCCUGUCACUACCACAGAUUCUGCUGUGGCUUAUCAUGAAUCCAUCAUGAAAGCUCUGCCCACCAACAGCAAAUUCACUCCACUUAUGACACUUUAUUUGACAGAUACCACUAGUCCGCAUGAGAUCAAGCUUGCUAGGAGAAGUGGGGUUGUAUUUGCUGUGAAGUUGUAUCCUGCUGGUGCUACAACUAAUUCUCAAGAUGGUGUUACGGAUCUAUUUGGGAAAUGUCUACCUGUCCUUGAGGAGAUGGCUGAGCAGAAUAUGCCAUUGUUGGUUCAUGGAGAGGUUACAGAUCCUAAUGUAGACGUAUUUGAUCGUGAGAAGGUCUUCAUUGACACUAUUUUACAACCUCUGAUCAAAAGGCUUCCACAGCUAAAGGUUGUGAUGGAGCACAUAACUACUAUGGAUGCUGUUAAGUUUGUUGAAUCUUGCAAAGAGGGUUCUGUAGCAGCCACUGUUACUCCUCAGCAUCUUCUUCUCAAUAGAAAUGCUAUCUUUCAAGGAGGACUGCAGCCACACAAUUACUGCCUUCCAGUACUCAAAAGAGAGAUACAUAGACAAGCUAUCGUUUCAGCUGUGACCAGUGGAAGUAAAAGAUUUUUCCUUGGAACUGAUAGUGCGCCUCACGAGAGGAGGAAAAAAGAAUGUCCUUGUGGAUGUGCUGGUAUUUACAAUGCCCCUGUUGCAUUGUCACUGUAUGCCAAGGUUUUUGAAGAGAUGGGUGCACUUGGCAAGCUAGAGGCAUUUACAAGUUUCAAUGGACCAGACUUCUAUGGGCUUCCAAGAAACACAACAAAGAUUAAAUUGAGCAAAACUUCGUGGAAGGUACCUGAGGCUUUCUCAUUUUCAUUUGGAGAUGUCGUUCCAAUGUUUGCAGGCAAUACACUUGAAUGGCAGCCAUCCUUCAUUUGAUAUACUGCAAUAAUAU